This is a messenger RNA of Colossoma macropomum (tambaqui), 1096 nucleotides long. Its product is annotated as SLAM family member 9-like. The record is from RefSeq and is a predicted model, not a curated record. NCBI's taxonomy places the organism in Eukaryota, Metazoa, Chordata, Actinopteri, Characiformes, Serrasalmidae. Bases 2 to 1051 code for a protein of 349 amino acids. The transcript is spliced from 8 exons.
GAUGGUAGUGCAGCUGAUCUUUGUGCUCUUCGAGUUAGUGUCACUCACAGUGUCCAGUGAAGUGUUUGGAUUAGUUGACAAAUCUGUUCAACUGGACAUACGGCAUCCUGUACUGGAGUUUGAUGAAUUAUUAUGGGUUUUUAACAAGAAUAAUAAUGUUCUAAAAUAUUAUACUGAAUUAAAAAAAACGGAACAGACUCCUGGUUAUGAAGGCAGAGUGGAGUUCAAUGAGGAAACCUACAGUCUGACACUGAAGAACUUACAGAAGACUGAUAGCGGACUGUAUGAAGCAAAAGCAUCUGGUAAUAAAGUCAGAGUUGUUGCUGAGUACAGACUCUCUGUGUUGGAUCCAGUGGAGGCUCCAGUCCUGACUCACCAGCUAAACGGAGACGCCUGUAACAUCACUCUCACCUGUAGAGGUCAUGACCUCUCUAUCAACUCCAGCUGCUAUAACGAAACCUGUGAGGAGGAGGAAGUGACAUCACCUGGAGGCGUCACCCUUUCCCUUUCUGUCAAUGGCAGCACCAUCAUCUGUAACCAUAGCAACCCAGCCAGCUGGAAGAAGGAAGUUUUGGAGAUGGAAGAACUUAAACGACUCUGUGCUGAUGAAGGAGGAGACAAGCCGUCCAACACUGGCUCAGACUUUAUUUGGCUAGUUGCGAUUGCAGUGGGAUCCUUUCUAAUUGUUAUCAUCAUCAUCAUCAUCAUCAUCUUUUUACAUUGUCACCAGAAAAGAUCAACAGGUCGCACACAGUGUGAGAACACAGUCUAUGCAGAAGUUGAGAAUAGUGGUGCAGCUCCAGCUAUGGCGCGGGAGGGCCCUUCGACUGAGUACAGUGUUGUAGGGAGGAAACCACAACCUACAAGUAAUGGACAAUCCAGUCAGACUCCAGUUCCUGAAAAUGAGCAGUCAACCUCAGCGGAUAUCACUGUUCCUAACACCUAUGAAUCAGUUCCAGAUCAGAUUCAAUUUACGAAGCCUGAAACCAUUUAUGCCGUAGUUUCAAAACCCAACAAAUUGAAAGAAGCUGCAUCAGAUGUGAGAAAAUAAAGCCACUCUUGAUUUACACAGUUGGCUAAGAAGAUUCCCAGUGGC